AUGCCCUCGAAACCGACGAAAAAUUUUGUGAAAUGUCAAGCCAAAUCAUCCUACGUCAACGAUCUUCCCGUGAAGCAGCAUCGGCCGGGACUUUACAACCGCCAUCACCCUCAGGAAUGCGACCUUAUGCUGCGCUGGAGACCGAUUCAUUUGCAGCGGGACGAUCCGUACGAGGGCAAGAAGGUGGUGCGCAUCACCAACAAGGACAACAUUCGUAAUCUGCUCAUCCCGAGCACGGAACACUCGGUGUAUCCGUCGUUCUGGUCGAAGGAAGACUAUGACCGCAUGCAGGACAAAGCGAAGCUGAAGACGCUCGAAGAUCGGCUGGCGCAGUUUAAGGCGAAUGAAAUCGAGAAGAAGAAAAUGCUCGAAGAGUCGGAACGGCGCAAAAAGCGAUUGCAGGGAAUCGACCGCGAACGGCAGCACAAGGGUGGCAAGGUGGGCAACGUGCUCGAGGAUGGAAGCGGUGACCGUGAUUCCGAUACGAGCCCGCGGAAAAUCAUAGACCGGGCGUUUGUGGCCAAGCAAGAGCAGGAGGAGGAAGUGAAGCGCGCCAAUCGCAUCAUCCUGGCCGCCAAGUGUCACAUAAUCCGCGAUGCCCAAAUUGCGGAGAAGCAAGAAAUCGAACGGGAACUGCGCACGGAGGAACUCCGGCUGGAGAAGAUGAUGCUCCAGGAGAACGAAAAGGCCCUCAAGGAGGAGGAGAAAAAGCGGGAAGUCAACAAGGUGCUGACCACCCAACAUUCGGAGGAAAUUCGUAAUCAGUUGCUGGACCGGGACAAGAUGCGCCUCAAGGAAGCGGAGCGUAUCGAGGAAGAGGCCCGGGUUCUCAAGCAGGCCCAGAUGGCGAUCGCCGAGGAGGAAAAGCGCAAGGAAAGGGAGCGUCACGAUCGCGUCGGUGAAGUGCGCGAAGGCCUGAAGAAAGCCUACGAACUGUCCGCUUACUACAAGCAGGUUGAGUUCGAAGAACAGCGAAUCGCGGAACUUAAAAUCCAGGAGUACAUGCGCCAGCGCAUGGAACGGCAGAAGCAGCUGGAGUUUGAGCGCAAAAUUGCCGCAGAAGUGCGCGAAAAGGAACACGAUCGUAUGCUCAAAAUCCAGCAGAAACUGCUCGACACUAAAUCGGAGAAAAAUGAUAUGGAUCUGCGGCGCGGCCAGGAGCACAUCGAACGUGAGUUUCGUCGUCGCGAGAAGGAAGCUGCGAUCAAGAAAAAGGAACUCGAACAGCAGCUGGCCGUAGCUCGUGCGGCCCAACUGGAAGCGGUGAAAACCGAACGGGCCAUGCAGCUGGCCCGCGACGAGCUCGAGCAUAAGAAGGCCAUAGAAAAGCUCAAGGAAGAAGAGGCCAAGGAAAUGCAGCAAAAGCGCAAACAACUGAAACUGCGCGAACGCUACAGGGAGGAAAUCAUCCAACAGAUGACCCUCAAGGAUCAGGAACGGCGCGAGAAGGAACGAAUCGCGCGCAACGAACAAGCCGCCGUUCUGGAGGCCGAAAAGAAGCGCGAUAAAAAUAUCAAAACCAUCAUUUCCAACAAAAUCAAGAUGAUGAAAGAAAGCCAAGUCCCGGAACGGUUCAUUAAGGACGUCGAGCGCCAGCUUAACUUGGGCAAAUAA
This is a messenger RNA of Anopheles cruzii, 1614 nucleotides long. RefSeq names its product cilia- and flagella-associated protein 45-like. Bases 1 to 1614 code for a protein of 537 amino acids. The record is from RefSeq and is a predicted model, not a curated record. NCBI's taxonomy places the organism in Eukaryota, Metazoa, Arthropoda, Insecta, Diptera, Culicidae. The transcript is spliced from 4 exons.